This is a messenger RNA of Acanthosepion pharaonis, 1659 nucleotides long. NCBI's taxonomy places the organism in Eukaryota, Metazoa, Mollusca, Cephalopoda, Sepiida, Sepiidae. The record is from the annotation of a GenBank genome assembly.
AUGGAAGCCAAAGAGAGAAAGCCUGAGAGAGAGGAGGACGAGGAGGAAACAGAGUGGAAAGACAGAGAGACAAACAGAUUCUCCCCGUUUUACAUAUUCACAAAUUUAAACGAAACACGUUACUUUGAAGUUGAGCUUGUGAACGGUGGCAAUGGAUUCAGGAACCCGCUUUUAUCCUCAACACGCUUGGACCUCAAUUCGACUGCAAGUAAAUUUAGCGAAAAGACGACAGACGAGAGAUUUCGUUGUAGUAUGUGCGCAAAGACUUUUCACACCCAACGACUGCUAAACAGACACAUCAAAUCCCACAGCAAUAUCAAACAAUAUUUGUGUUCAUAUUGCGGUAAAGGUUUCAAUGAUACAUUCGACUUGAAGCGUCACACGCGAAUACAUACGGGUAAUAAAUCUAUCUAUUUCCUUCCAUAUUUAUCUAUCUAUAUAAUUUUGUUCAUAUCUAAUUCUGUUUGUAUCUAUCUAUCUGUCUAUCUCGUUCUGUUCACAUCUAUCUGUCUUAUACUGUUCAUGUCUAACACAUUCUGUUUUAUCUAUCUAUUUAUCUAUCUAUCUAUCUAUCUAUCUAUCUCAUUCUGUUCAUAUCUAUCUAAUUCUGUUCAUAUCUAUCUAAUUCUGUUCAUAUCUAUCUCAUUCUCUUCACAUCUAUCUAUCUAUCUAUCUAUCUAUCUAUCUAUAUAUAUAUAUAUAUCAUUCUGUUCAUAUCUAUCUAUUAUUGAAUAUCUAUCUAUCUUAUAUUGUUCAUGUCUAACUCAUUCUGUUUCUAUCACAUUCUGGUCACAUCUAUCUAUCUAUCUAUCUAUCUAUCUAUCUAUCUAUCUAUCUCAGUCUGUUUACAUCUAUCCAUCAAUCUGUGUUCAUAUCUAUGUAUCUCAGUCUGUUCAUAUCUAUCUAUCUAUCUAUCUAUCUAUCUAUCUAUCUAUCUAUCUAUCUAUCUCAGUCCGUUCAUAUCUAUCUAUCUAUCUAUCUAUCUAUCUAUCUAUCUAUCUAUCUAUCUAUCUCAUUCUGUUCAUAUCUAUUCUAUUCUGUUCAUUGUUCAUAUCUAUCUCAUUCUCUUCACAUCUAUCUAUCUAUCUAUCUAUCUAUCUAUCUAUCUAUCUAUCUAUCUAUCUCAUCUGUUCAUAUCUAUCUAUCUAUCUAUCUAUCUAUCUAUCUAUCUCAUUCUGUUCAUAUCUAUUCUAUUCUGUUCAUUGUUUCAUAUCUAUCUCAUUCUCUUCACAUCUAUCUAUCUAUCUAUCUAUCUAUCUAUCUAUCUAUCUAUCUAUCUAUCUAUAUGCAUAUAUAUAUAUAUAUAUAUAUAUAUAUAUAUAUAUAUAUAUAUAUAUAUAUAUAUAUAAUUCUAUUCAUAUCUGUCUAAUUCUGUUUCCUAUCUAUCUAUCUAUCUAUCUAUCAUCUAUCUAUCUAUCUAUCUAUCAUUUAAAAUCUGCGUCCGCCCCUUCAAAUGCGAUGUCUGUGGUAAGUCCUUUACCCAGCGCUGUUCCCUUGAAUCUCAUGGACGCAAGGUCCACGGCAUUACCGUCGAUUAUGGUCACAAAGAGCGACGGUCCAAACUCUAUGUCUGCGAAGACUGCGGAAACACAACAGCCCUUCCGGAAAACCAUUACCUACAUCUUAAACACAAUCACCCUCGAAAUCCGGUGCUACUGA